This is a messenger RNA of Didymodactylos carnosus, 1311 nucleotides long. Lineage: Eukaryota; Metazoa; Rotifera; Eurotatoria; Philodinida; Philodinidae. The record is from the annotation of a GenBank genome assembly.
AUGGCUGCAUUAUUCGAAGAUCCAGAUGCAAAUCCACUGACUAUAUUUCUAAUGCAAGUUUUUAUAACGCUAGUCGUAUGCAAAAUAUUCGCAAAAUUACUCGCUCUGGUACGCCAACCACAGGUUAUCGGACAGAUUAUUGCCGGCAUUAUGUUUGGACCGAGUGUACUUGGUUUCGCACCGAAUUGGUCACAGGCAAUCUGGCCUGCGUCGAGUUUGCCCGUCUUUCAACUUGUAGCCAAUUUAGGUCUGAUAUUUUUCAUGUUCUUCCUCGGCUUGGAACUGGAUUUACAACAGUUAAAGAAAUCAUGGCGAGUAACUGUACCAUUGGCAUUGACUUCAAUAAUAAUUCCCGUCGGCGUAGGAUGUGCAGUAGCACUGUGGCUCUAUACGAUCAACGGAACAGAUAUGCCAUCGCCACCGAAAGCAGCCUUUAUACUUUUUAUUGGCUGUGGUAUCGGCUUCGCAGCGUUUCCUGUUCUAGCCUCACUUCUCAAUACAAUGGACCUUCUACAAGCUCCGAUUGGUAUUCAAGCCAUUAGUCUCGCUGCUUGCGAAGACAUUGCCGUCUGGAUUAUUCUGGCAAUUGCAUCUGCCUUCUCAUCUGGUGGUAGUGCACUGCUAGGACUCUAUACUCUACUCUUAACUGUGGCAUUUAUCUUAAUCAUGUUCCUUAUUGUACGACCGAUACUCAGAUUGAUCCAUAAGUACUUUAUGGAGAAGAAGAAAGAUGAGACAAAUGUUUACUUGGUGGUACUUUGUUUUCUUCUGCUGAUCGUUUGUGCAUUUACAACAGAAGUAAUGGGUAUACAUGCAUUCUUUGGCUCAUUCAUAGCUGGACUUUGUAUACCGAGAAAAGGUGAAUUAACUGAUUUCUUAGCAUUGAGAGUGGAAUUACUCGUAGUAGAAGUUUUUCUACCACGGAAAUAUGAAGCAAAAGUGUUAAACGAAAGAGAAGGAAAUGAGGAAAAUAAGGAGAAGAAGGAAGCAAAUGAAGUGUCAAAAUCAGACCAUGGAAUCCAGCUUGAAACAGCCGCUGAUGAAAGUACAAUGACUGACGAUGGUAUUUUUGUAAUUCUACCCUUCGACGUCACGCUUCCAUCAUCUCCGGGCUUCGUCCGUGUUGCUAGUCUUACCAGACGACAGUUCGGCGAUACAAGUGUUUAUCGUCUUUUCGGUGAUGGUAAUCCGCCAUACGACACGUCGACAAUUCAUCUCGAUGCAACUGGCGCUCAGCCGAAUGUAAUUGGUGGGUUAGUGGAUCUACCCGUUCUUCCUCAGACACGACGGUUAUAUAUGACACGUUUUUAA